AUGCAUAGCAAUGCAGCAUGGGAGAAUCUGCAUGAGUUAAACCAGAGUACUACUGAGGAAUUCAUCCUGUUGGGAGUAUCUGAUCAACCACAGUUGGAGCUGUUGCUGUUUGUGCUCAUUUUAAUCAGCUACGUUAUGACACUGCUUGGGAAUGUCACCAUCAUUGUUGUCUCCCGGCUGGACCCCCGUCUCCACACACCCAUGUACUUCUUCCUCAGCAACCUCUCCUUCCUCGACAUCUGCUACACCACCAGCCUUGGCCCCCCAAUGCUGCUGAACUUCCUCAGUACGCGCAAGGCCAUCUCCUGGGGUGGGUGCGUGGCCCAGCUCUACAUCUCCCUUGGACUGGGUUCCACAGAGUGCCUCCUGCUGGCAGUCAUGGCCCUCGAUCGCUACGCUGCUAUCUGCCAGCCCCUGCGCUACAUGACAAUUAUGAGCCAUCGCCUCUGCCUGCUCAUGGCUGCUGGUUCCUGGCUCAGUGGCCACAGCACUUCACUGGCACAGACAGUGCUAACUAUGCAGCUGCCACGGUGUGGCCAGAACCAUAUUGAUCACAUCUUCUGUGAGGUGCCUGUACUGCUAAAGUUGGCCUGCACUGACACUUCCUUCAAUGAAGCUGAGCUAUUUUCUGUAAGUGUGAUGUUCCUGGUGGUGCCUGUGAGCCUCAUUCUGAUCUCCUACAGCUAUAUUGGUGCUGCCGUGAUGAGGAUCCGCUCAUCUGAGGGCAGGCGCAAGGCCUUCAACACCUGCACCUCCCACCUGGCUGUGGUGUCACUCUUCUAUGGCCCAGCCAUCUACAUGUACCUGAAGCCUCCCCCCAAGGGUCAGGGCAAGAUUGCCUCCCUGUUCUACACAAUGGUCACCCCAAUGCUGAACCCCCUGAUCUACACACUGAGGAACAAGGAGGUACAUGGGGCCCUGAGGAGACUGCUUCGGAAAAAGCCAGGCCUUACAGGUUGGAGUUAG
Molecule: messenger RNA, 966 nt
Organism: Alligator mississippiensis (American alligator)
Lineage: Eukaryota; Metazoa; Chordata; Crocodylia; Alligatoridae
Product: olfactory receptor 2G6
Exons: 1
Coding region: 1-966 (321 amino acids)
Biological process (GO): G protein-coupled receptor signaling pathway
Cellular component (GO): membrane
Molecular function (GO): G protein-coupled receptor activity; olfactory receptor activity
Source: RefSeq, a predicted model, not a curated record